AUGCUCGAUGGGGUGAAUGAUGAGGCACAGCAUGCCCACCAGCUUGGAAAAUUGCUGGAGACAUUUCAAGUGGUUGUGAACCUGAUACCAUUUAAUCCAAUUGGUACACUCAGUGAUUUCAGAACCAGCAGCGAACAUAGUGUUACCAGAUUCCAGGAAAUAUUGAGAAGUGCUUAUAACAUCCGAACAACCAUUCGUAAGCAAAUGGGCCAAGAUAUUAGUGGUGCAUGUGGUCAGCUGGUGAUUAGCAUGCCCGACAAGAGGUCCACUGGGAAUGAAGAACCCCUGAUCGACAUUGAAGAUCUUCAUCUUUAAUACUGCCAAUCUUUCAUAUCCUAGUUCCUGUCAAUUAUAAGGUAUCGUUGCCUUCUAAAACUUUAUUUACAUUCUGGUAUGUACCAAUUGCAAUUUGGCAUUGUUUUGGGUCAUAGAGAUGUUGGUAGAGACAAUUUAUGACUGUAGGGUACAUCCUAACUUGUUAUUAUCAUUCUUGUCCAUAGAAUUCCUGAGCCAGUUUUCCUGCUGCCAAGGUAAAGGAGGGAGUAGGUAGUUUAUAGGUGAUUUCCUGACAUAUCAUGUGAUACACUACUUGCAAAUUGAACCCCUAAUGCUAAGACGUCAAGUUGAAUAAGCAUCUUAACAAUUCCUAUUUAAGUGUCAUGCAAAUUUGCGUAGCUUGUGUCCAACUCUGAUCUAUCAUAUCUAUUUGUGGCUUCAUAUUGAGCACUCAACCAGCUUAGUAAUUUCCAUCCACCUUGUUCAAUAGCAUGUAGCUUUAUGUAGAAAAAAGCACGUUUGUUCUUAUGACCAAAUUUUAUUUGAGCUCUUCACC
Messenger RNA from Ilex paraguariensis (yerba mate), 832 nucleotides. The record is from the annotation of a GenBank genome assembly. NCBI's taxonomy places the organism in Eukaryota, Viridiplantae, Streptophyta, Magnoliopsida, Aquifoliales, Aquifoliaceae.